Nerophis ophidion (straightnose pipefish) is the source of this 3853-nucleotide messenger RNA. It is a transcript of the gene slc7a8a, whose product is annotated as solute carrier family 7 member 8a. Gene Ontology annotation, biological process: amino acid transmembrane transport; neutral amino acid transport. The record is from RefSeq and is a predicted model, not a curated record. Gene Ontology annotation, cellular component: membrane. The transcript has 11 exons. Bases 314 to 1888 code for a protein of 524 amino acids. Gene Ontology annotation, molecular function: L-amino acid transmembrane transporter activity; neutral L-amino acid transmembrane transporter activity. NCBI's taxonomy places the organism in Eukaryota, Metazoa, Chordata, Actinopteri, Syngnathiformes, Syngnathidae.
ACUCAGGGCGGCUGUGGGCGACGCUGCUUUGAAGAACACCUCCCGCCUGCGAGGAUGCGAGAAAGACACUAAACGCGCGGUACAUUUUUUUUUUGUUUAGAACAUCAGGCACCAGCUGUGGACCUGAGGCACCACGGGAGGAUUUUGGACACCCGACCAAGCUGCGUGGGUGUUUUGUGCCACUUCUUCAUGACAAGCCGGCGCCUGGCGGGUUGCUGACAGCGCAACUAUCCCAGCGCUUCUUUGCGCGUAAGGACGAGGAGCGCGCCCGACAAACAGCUAGGAGACAACAUUAUACGCAAGGAGACUAAACAUGUCGGACGGUCCCCGGCGGCGAGGUGCAUCUGCCAAAGAUGCCAGCGAGCAAGAGUCUGCAGAAGCAGGAGGAGGAGGAGGAGUUGCACUGAAGAAGGAAAUAGGACUGGUGAGCGCCUGUGGUAUAAUUGUUGGUAAUAUUAUUGGCUCGGGAAUAUUCGUCAGUCCAAAGGGAGUGAUGGAGAACGCCAGCUCAGUGGGCGUGGCCCUGUUCGUGUGGAUCAUCACAGGCGUUAUCACCGCCAUCGGGGCACUGUGCUACGCUGAGCUGGGUGUCACCAUCCCCAAGUCGGGGGGGGACUACUCAUAUGUGAAGGACAUCUUUGGAGGCUUGGCCGGGUUCUUGCGUCUGUGGAUCGCCGUGCUGGUCAUCUACCCGACCAACCAGGCUGUAAUCGCGCUCACCUUCUCCAACUACGUUCUGCAGCCCCUUUUCCCCACGUGCUUCCCACCCGAGAUCGGCCUGCGCCUGUUGGCCGCCCUCUGCCUCCUGCUGUUGACAUGGGUAAACUGCUCCAGUGUACGGUGGGCGACGAGGGUGCAGGACAUAUUCACAGCGGGCAAGCUGCUGGCCCUGGCACUUAUCAUCAUCAUGGGCAUUGUGCAGAUCUGCAAGGGAGAAUACUACUGGCUGGAGCCAGCGAAUGCCUUCGAGCCCUUCCAGGACUAUGACGUGGGAUUGAUCGCCUUAGCCUUCUUGCAAGGCUCCUUCGCCUACGGGGGUUGGAACUUCCUCAACUAUGUCACAGAGGAGCUGGUGGACCCCUAUGUAAACCUCCCUCGUGCCAUCUUCAUCUCCAUCCCGCUCGUGACCUUCGUGUACGUCUUCGCCAACAUCGCCUACGUCACGGCCAUGAGUCCCCAGGAGUUGCUGGCCUCCAAAGCUGUCGCCGUGACGUUCGGCGAGAAACUUCUGGGGGUGAUGGCGUGGAUCAUGCCCAUCUCCGUCGCUCUGUCAACCUUCGGGGGAGUCAACGGCUCGCUCUUCACGUCGUCAAGGUUGUUCUUUGCCGGGGCCAGAGAGGGACACCUGCCCAGUCUUCUAGCCAUGAUCCAUGUGAAACGUUGCACUCCUAUUCCCGCUUUGCUCUUCACAUGCUUGUCCACACUGCUCAUGCUGUGCACCAGUGACAUGUACACCCUCAUCAACUACGUCGGCUUCAUCAACUACCUCUUCUACGGCGUCACUGUUGCCGGGCAGAUUGUCCUGCGUAUCAAACAACCUAACAUGCAUAGGCCAAUCAAGAUCAACCUAAUUUGGCCGAUAAUUUACCUCCUCUUCUGGGCCUUCCUGCUCAUUUUCUCGCUGUAUUCCGAGCCCGUGGUGUGUGGUAUCGGCCUGGCCAUCAUGCUCACCGGCGUCCCUGUCUAUUUCCUGGGAGUAUACUGGGACAACAAGCCAAAGUGCUUUGAUGCUUUUGUUGACAAGCUGACAUACUUGGGUCAGAAGUUCUGCGUGGUGGUCUAUCCAGCUCAAGACAGCAGCGCCACAGACGAGGGAGAGGAAAUGAAGGAUGCCAGGUCUCCUCUGUCCAAGGAGGACGAAGACAACCACAAGUCAGCGGACUGUUAAAGGGCACGUCCGUAAGCUCCAUCCGCUCCCGGCCUGCACGCAGAGUGCAUCAAGCGCCCAACUCGCAGGUGGAUUUACUGAUCAACACCAGUGCCCCCGCCACCCUUCCCCUUACUGUGUUCAUAAUAUAUCUGUGCCAAAUAGGCUGUGGCAUCUCUAAAAGCAAUAUCGUCUCACACACUUUCAUCUGGGGGCUCUUCAAGUGUGCAAUAAAGAUGGGUUAGCUAAUUAUCAUCAUCAUCUUCCUCCCCGCCACACACUCCCUUACACACUCCUCCUGAAAGAGCAUCAUCCGUUAGUUUUUUUUUUAAAUAUUGCUGUGACGGUGUCUUAUUUUUUUCUACUUUUUUUUUUUUUAAAUCAUGUAAAUGUUGCUUUUUCAGACAUUCAGAACACCAAAGUUGUGUUGAAUUGUCCAAUACAAUGUUGUGAAAAACGUGAAUUCUAGAAUUUGAUUACAGAAUUAAUUUCUUAAAUUUUUUUUUUAUUGUGCUAAUUGUUUAUAGAUUUGUUUGUGUUUGAUACUUUAGAGCAUCAUUUAAUUUUCAUCUGCUUGUUUUUUUUUUAACUCACAGUAGAUGUGUGAUCUGUACCAAGUAUAUUUCAAUGUGCACAGUUCGUGUUAUUUGCCUUAAAUUAGAAUAUACUGUAUGUCGUGGCAUUUAUAGCCAUGUAAUGACUAAUGUGAAGAGAUGUUUUGUCCUCUGGUUUUUAUGAAAACAGUAAACAAACAAGCGUCAUUUUUUUUUGCGUAUAUUUGUAGUUUCCCCAGACGACACAUAGUCUAAACCAGGGAUCUCCAAAAUUCGGCUCGGGGCCAUUUGCAUUCUUUUUUUCAUUUUUUUUAUUGACUUUUAAGGCGAACACAUUUUUAGUAGUCUGAUCACAUAUCAAAUGUUUUUUUUUGUUUGUAAACAAGACAGAAAAACAACAAAGGCAUGGCGACAUAAUUAAACACAUUGAAGCAAGAAUACCAACAGCCAAAAUUAGGAUAGACGUUAUACUAAUAAUAGUAAUCAAACCAAAGGUCAUAUGCAAGAUCUUUUCUCUUGAAAUAUAUAUAAUUUAUUAUAGGUGGAUUUGGCCAUCUGUCAUGGCCCUGCGAUGAGGUGGCGACUUGUCCUGGGUGUACGCCGCCUUCCGCCCUAGUGCAGCUGGGAUAGGCUCCAGCACUCCCGCGACCCCGAGAGGGACAAGCGGUAUAAACCAAAUAAAAAAUGGCCAAAUCAUCCUUUUAUUCUUCAAUAUGUGGCCCUCGGUAAAAAAAAGAGAAAAAAGAAAAAAGGUUUAUACAAGAAUCCCAGCACCGACACCUGAAUGCCUGUGUUGAAAACUAUGAUCAGCAAAACUAUUUUUCCAUCUAUAGCUGUUUUAUUUUAGGACAAAAAAUACAUAUUUUCAUUUAUGUAAUUUACUAAAGGUUAGUCCUCGCUCAAGCAUAUGUGUGAUUACUGUGUGUGUCUGUCAACAAACUGUAACACUCUUGUAUUUUAAAGUCUUCAAAUAUGGUCCUGUUUCUCAGGGCAAACUACAAGCUUAAAUAUGCUGCCUAAACACUUAAGAAAAACAGUUAACUUCUUUACCGGUGCUACUUAGUUUUUUCACUGCCUUUUUCCUCCUCCCACGAAAGAUGCUGAAUUCAUAAUGAGCAUUGUGGGAAUGAUACUUGGCCAGUUAAAUGGGUUAUACUUGUGAAGCGCUUUUUUACCUUCAAGGUACUCAAAGCGCUUUGACACUAUUUCAGGUAUAACCCAUUUACCCAAAAUCACACACACAUUCACACACUGAUGGCGGGAGCUGCUAUGCAAGGCCCGGAGGACACAACAGAUGCCGGGGAUCGAACCAGGAACCCUGAAGUUGCUGGGGAAUCCCCAUUUACAGUUACAAUGCUGUGAUACGUGCCUGUUAUGUUGUGUACACAGUAUGUCUCGUUGCAAAUAAAAACACUGACAGAUGUGUUGUCAA